AUGACUCUCACCGAUCCGUUUCCUGAAACACAUGCGUUGAUCGCACUACUGCCAGAGACGAGCCACAGCCUAAAGAUGCCUCUACUGUACCUGUCGACCCGCCAGACAGAGUGGCCCAUCUACCAGUCUCUACAUCGCAACAUCUACCCAAUAUGCUUCCUCUUCGUCUUUCUUCUUCGCUACACCCGCGUUCUUGUUAGUCUAUACGGCACCUAUAGAUACCGGCCUACACCUAUACCGCUCAACCCCACAUACCACAUCAACGAUGUCACAGUCAUCAUACCCACCACAGACCUCAUGUCCGUAACACUGCAUCACGUUGUCCGCUCCAUACUCAACCAAAACGUACCCAAGCUCAUCAUCGCAACCGCCGGCACACAAGCCGCAGAACAAUUUCGCUCUUUCCGAGCUCUAUUCCCAGAGAGCAAGGUCGUGGUGGCCCAUCGCGUCAAGGCCUCACGCCGGGAACAAACAGCCCAAGCCCUCAAGCAAGUCGAAACGCGCCUCGUCAUCCUGCAGGACGACCACACAUACUGGCCCCAAUCCGCGCGCUUCAUCGCUUCCGUGAUCGCACCUUUCGAAGACACCAAAGUCGGAGCUGUCAGCGCUGACCUGCAAGCUCGGCACCGCGGACACCCCUUCUCCUGGCCCGGAUUCUGGAACUUCAUGGGCAUGACCUACCUGAUGCGCCGUUCCUACGAGUACCGCGGCACCUACGGCAUCGACCGCGGCCUCUCAACGUUACCAGGCCGUUUCGGCGUCUUCCGCACGACUAUCUAUGCAUCGCCCGAGUUCCUAAACGGAUACCUAAACUCGUACAUGCCUUUCAAAACCGAACCUCUUAACUCCGAUGACGACAAAUUCCACACCCGCUGGCUGAUUGAGCAUGACUGGAAAAUGGGUCUGCAAGCUGGUCCCGAUAGCGUUAUGACGACGGAACUGGGCGAGUGGCCCAAGUUCAUGAGUCAAGUACUCCGCUGGACACGCACGACUUGGCGGAAUAACCCCGCGCAGUUGAUGGGCAGGCUGACGUGGGUGCGUCAUCCCUUCAUGAGCUGGAGUCUGCUCAUGUGGUUCUUCCGUCAAUCGCUCACACAGGAAUCGUGUAUGUACAUGACGCUUCGUGCUUCGCUGAAGCAGUACGGAAAGGCUGAGUACUUCCCCAUCAGCGCAUCCGCGCUCACGCUCUGGAUCCUGUCGUUCAAGUUUGUCAAGAUUCUGGAACACUUUCGCAAACAUCCUGCCGAUGUUGUGUAUUUCCCCGCGUAUCUUUUGUUUGGUCAUUUGCAUGCGUUUGUCAAGAUUUACGCGUUGCUGACUUGUAUGAAUGCGAGUUGGACUACGGCGGAGAAGGUGAAUGGGAAUCUGGGGAAGGGAAAGACACCGCAGUCUGAGUCGAAGGCGCGCUCUGUUCAUUCGGUAAAGACAGAGGACGGGGUAGCGGAAGACAAAAGCCAGGAAUCGCCUUCGAAGCAGGUUGCUUUGGAUGUACCUCCAGCCGUUCAAGAGAGGCCAAAGCGGCCGGCUAUGUUUGUGCGCAGGUCGCGGUAUUAUUCUCAAGCGCCAGGCGGUAUACUUCAGCGAGAUGCUCUCCACAACCGUUUUGAAACCAUCACCAUUGAACGCAUCAUGUAUUUCGCACUGUCGCAUCUCGCAGUCCUUGGGGCUAUAUCGCAUGUCACUUCAGCAGUCUCUCUGGAAAAUCGCCAAGCGCAGCAGAAAGUCACCAUCGACCUGACAAAGAGAUACCAGACAAUCGACGGCUUCGGUUUCUCAGGCGCAUUCCAGCGCGCAAACCUCAUCGUCAAUCUUCAGCAGCCCAAACAGCGCGAGGUUCUCGAUAUACUCUUCAACACGACCACCGGUGCUGGCUUCUCAAUCGUGCGCAACGGUAUUGGCUCGACACCCAAUAGCAACAGCGAUUUCAUGAAUACGAUCCUUCCUAAAUGCCCAAGCACACCGGUUGAAGUCACUACUAACUACAGCGGGUACGUCUGGGAUGCUAAGGAUAGCGGACAGUUGUUCCUCAGCCAGAGAGCUCAAGAGUAUGGCGUCAAUACCUUCUACGCGAAUGCAUGGAGUGCGCCUGGAUGCAUGAAGACGAACAACCAAGACACCAACGGCGGCCAGCUCUGUGGUGUCUCUGGUACCAAUUGCCGCUCUGGAGAUUGGAAACAAGCCUACGCGAACUACCUCGUCGCAUACAUCAACUUCUACGCAUCAGCCGGCGUCAAAGUCACACACCUCGGCUUCCUCAACGAGCCCGACUUAUCCACCUCGUACGCCUCAAUGCAAUCAUCCGGUACCCAAGCCGCCGAGUUCAUCAAAGUCCUUCGUCCCACACUCGACCGUGCAAACUUGACUUCCGUAGGCAUAAACUGCUGCGAAGCAACAGGCUGGAACGUCGCAACCCAACACGCUUCGCAAAUCGCAUCUGCCGGCACCGAAAGCCUCGUCUACGCCAUCACCUCACACGAGUACACUUCGCGCAUCAGCGGCACCAUGCGCACCGCCGCUCGCGUCUGGCAAACCGAGUACUCAGACCUGAGCGGCGGUUGGAGCACAGCCUGGUAUUCCAACGGCGGUGCCGGCGAUGGCUUCACCUGGGCGAACACCGUCUUCAACGGUAUCGUUAACUCCAAUCUGUCCGCAUACAUCUUCUGGGAAGGCGUCCAGGACCGCGCUACGAAUAAUAAUAACAACGAGAAGCUUAUUCUGGUUGAUGGCCAGAACUACCAGGUCAGCAAGCGGCUUUGGGCUUUCGCGCAGUUUCGCGUCGUUAGGCCGGGUGCUGUGAGGGUGGGGGCGAGUGGUGGGGCGAAUUCCAAGGCUGGGGCUUUUGUUAAUGGGGAUGGGAGUGUGGCGGUUGUGGUUAUUAAUUCUGCGGCGGGUGCGCAGAGUGUGGGUGUUGCGCUGGCUGGGUAUUCGGAUGUGAGGGCGUGGUAUACGGAUAAUACUCACGACAUGAGUGUUGCGACGGUGACGGUGGGCAGUGAUGGGACUGCGAGCGCAAGUGUGCCAGGUAGAGCGAUGAUCAGUUUUCUGUUCAAGAAGACUGCGAAUGCGACGAUGUCGUAA
Alternaria ethzedia is the source of this 3078-nucleotide messenger RNA. RefSeq lists its product as uncharacterized. NCBI's taxonomy places the organism in Eukaryota, Fungi, Ascomycota, Dothideomycetes, Pleosporales, Pleosporaceae. The transcript has 3 exons. Gene Ontology annotation, molecular function: hydrolase activity, hydrolyzing O-glycosyl compounds. Bases 1 to 3078 code for a protein of 1025 amino acids. The record is from RefSeq and is a predicted model, not a curated record.